CACGCCCUCAGGAGCAGGUCAAGAACCUCACUGAUCACGCCCACGCCGACCUGACACGCAGCCAACGUCCACAUCCACAUUCACGUCCACCAUCACGCCGCUGCUCCAUCCGCACCUCCAUACCCACAUCUUCCUCAUUGUUCGUUGUUCGGCCAGUCCUUCGCGUUUCAGAUAUCGUCCUGCUGGCUGACAGGCACCGGCUGUCACUGUCCCCCAGACCCUUCGAUCAUCUCUCCUACUCUCCACCACUUGGUUUCUUUGAUACAAGCACACUCAACCGCUGACCACAACACUCUCGAUCAAAGCCCAUCAUCGCAAGAGCUCCUCAAUUAACAACGUCAUCCCUCUCUAUCAAUCUUGUCGAUCACGCCCUCAGGCAAAUAUCAGAUCGUUUUGCAGACACGGACCCUUAAGCACAAGCGAUAACCAUGUCAUUCAGAUGAAAGAGAAGACCGUCGAUGCUACACUUUCUCAAUAUGCCCAUCGACCAGACUCUUUGAGCCAUAACCACCAUGCUAGCCUCCAAACCUCCGUACGCCUCAACAGCCGGCAGCAUUCAACUGCCCACCCGUAACAUCUCCGAAGCCUCGUACCGCACACAGGCGUCCUCCAUGGCCCUCCAGGAUGGCCUGUUCACCUCUCCGACCAACUCGGAAUUCUCUGAUGCCUUUGACGGCCUCGAGUCGAUUCGUGCUUGGGACGAGAAAAGAGUGGGCGAGUGGCUCCAUACCAUCCGCUGCGGUCAGUAUGAAUCUUUAUUCAGGCUCAACAAUUUUACUGGGGAAAGCCUAUUAGAAUGCGACCAGAAGAUAUUGUCCGAGAUGGGUAUCAAAAAGAUAGGAGACCGUGUCAGAAUCAAUGUCGCCAUCAAGCAGCUCCGUAACAAGGCUUCUCUCAUGCGCACAAAGAGGAACAGAGACUCUCUCGCCAUCCUUGACGACUUCCCCGCCGCCGCCGCCGUCGCCACUCCCUCCUCCUCUGACUCGCCUCGCACCCACGGCUCUUUGUCUGGCACCGGCAGCAGCAAACGGUACUCCCGCCAACUUGAUCCCUCAGCUUUACAGAAUUUCAACUCGGCCAGUACUGGCUUCAAGGUCGGAUCUCGCCCAAGCUCCCCUCUGGCCGAUGUCCAGGGUGCCGCCAUCAGAUCCCAUCACUAUGUCAAAAGUCCAAUGGAAACUGCAAGAUCCAACCAGAGUGCUGGCUACUUCAGUCAACCCACCUCGGCCAAUUCUACCUCUGGGAGACGCCCAGAGACUCCUCAGAUGCCAACUCAAACUACAAGAGUGGCCCAUCUUCGCCAAAACUCGAGUAUUGAUGGGCUCACCCCAGGCGGUCUUCCUCAGGGUUCCCCCGUCAUCAAAAUCAUCCAUAACGGUGGUCAGACCAAGGUUGUCAAUAUCAAAUUCUGUAGGACUGCUGAGGAUGUCACAUCCACUGUCCUCAAGAAAUUGCUUCUUUCGGAGUCGCAGUUUCGAAAUUAUUGUUUCUAUAUUUUGAAUGGCUUGGAACCUGACCCUGCCAAUUGCCGUCGCGUUUCUGAUGUGGACCUCAUGAAGAUCUGUAACGAAUCAACCAGAUCGGAACGAAACCGUCUCAUCUUGCGAAGAAUCAACGAUGGUCCCCCCGAUAUCGAGGAGAUUCGCAAAGCGGCCAAAAUCGCCGUCGACGAAUCCCAAGUGCUGCACAACACCGCUCUGAGCUCCAACAACAUGCGCAAUCAGAUCAAACUCCAGAAACUGACUGGCGAAUCCUGGCAUCACAUUCAAACACCAAUGUCCCCCGUCACUACUACAGACCGGAACCGAAAUGUCAUCGCCACCGCCGAUGAGUAUGAUCGACAGGAGGCACAGCACCUCCGAAUCCCUAGCCAACAAGAUACAAAGCUACGUUCGUUCUUCGGUGCUCGACCACCCAGUGAGAUGAUCGUCCAGGAGCUGACAUCCUACUUCCCCGCCCAUCAGCGUGAAGACAUUGAAAAGACAAUGAGGAUGUCUGUGCGACGUUCACAGCGCAUGAGUAGAGCCGCCAGCCGCCUGAGCAUCAUGAGCAACGUUAGUUAUGCAUCGAGCAUGAGAGAUGCACCUCCAGUCCCCACCAUACCUAGCAUUGCGGAGUCUUGGUUGUCCCAUGGUGGUGGCAACCUUCGAGCCUCCACCGCAAGGCCUCUCUCCGUUAUGUCGACGCGUUUCAAUCUCCCCAACGCCGCGUUUCGGGAUUCUAUUGCAUCGUCCACCCUCCAUCCUUUACAGGAAGAAUCCCCCAUCGAGCCCAAUCGCAAAUCCUAUGUCUCCUUUGAUAGUGGCUCCGAUACUGCCAACCAGAGUGAAACGGCGAGAGCCAGCUUCAUCGACGAAAGCCCUGGUGGUGAUAACCUCAACGAGAGACUGUCGGUGAUUGUUGCCGAAGACGGCGAAGAAGAAGACCAGGAGCUCACUUCGUUCCUUCAGGGUAACAGCUUUGACAAGAAUAAUUGGAUGAAGGGAGACUUGAUCGGAGAAGGCUCUUUUGGCAGUGUCUAUCUUGCCCUGCAUGCCAUCACUGGUGAGCUCAUGGCUGUCAAACAGGUUGAGCUACCAGAUGUAGCUAAAGGUACCGAUGGGGACAAAAAGAAAGCCAGCAUGAUUGCUGCUCUCAAGCAAGAAAUCGAGCUUUUACAAGGCUUCCGCCACCCACACAUUGUCCAAUACCUCGGCACCUCAUCCGACGAUUCUCACCUGAACAUUUUUCUUGAGUACGUCGCUGGUGGAUCCAUUGCAGGCAUGUUGAAGCAGUACAACACCUUCCAAGAGCCAUUGGUGCGCAACUUUACUCGACAGAUCCUCGAGGGACUUUCGUAUUUACAUGCUCGGAACAUCAUUCACCGCGACAUCAAGGGGGCCAACAUCUUGGUCGACAACAGGGGAGCCGUCAAGAUCUCCGACUUUGGCGUCUCCAAAAAGCAAGGCUUCAAUGGUAUUCAUGCGGGCCCUGGAACAAGGACUUCACUGCAAGGUAGUGUCUUCUGGAUGGCCCCUGAAGUGGUUCGUCAAAGCGGCCAGUCCAUCAAAUCCGAUAUCUGGUCGGUUGGCUGUCUCAUUGUCGAAAUGUUUACGGGCUCUCGGCCCUUCCCUUCCAUGACCACGUUGCAAACACUCUUUGCUGUGGGCAGCAACAACGAGAAACCGACGAUUCCCGAAAAUGUUUCCGAGGACGCAGUUCGCUUCUUAAACAAGACAUUUGAAGCAGACCAUGAGAAGAGACCUGGUGCAGAUGAAUUGCUGAGAGAGAAAUUCUUGCUCCCUAUGGCAUGAGCAUGGGCGUUGGUCAUGUUCAGAUGGAUUGUCACGGUUGUGAUGUGACUGCUAUUAGUAGGGGAGUGAUUGGUAGACGUGUCAACAAUAACAAUGUGCAAAUGAUCUGACGGGUCAGGUCAAGCUGGAAUCUCCUUUUCGAUCAGCGGGACAGAGAUGGGGUGAGCCUUGUGUAUGCAUGGGGCAAGGGAAGCCCACCUGAUGCCUGUAUUGAUUUUCUUUGACAGUUGUCAGGCUUUGGUAAAUGUAUGCAGAGGCAGAGUCUUGAGGAAAUAACUGACUCCUGUUUUUCGCGUUGAGGGGCUCUCAGGUAGAGACAGGUAUGCAUAAUGUUGAUUUGAUGGCUGGGAUUUUGACGGCGAUUGAAUCCAUCGUGAGUACUAUAGAGAUAGGUCGAAUAAUAAUCUGGAAAGUGACC
Exophiala mesophila is the source of this 3711-nucleotide messenger RNA. RefSeq lists its product as uncharacterized. The transcript has a single exon. NCBI's taxonomy places the organism in Eukaryota, Fungi, Ascomycota, Eurotiomycetes, Chaetothyriales, Herpotrichiellaceae. Gene Ontology annotation, molecular function: protein kinase activity; protein binding; ATP binding. Gene Ontology annotation, biological process: protein phosphorylation. Bases 513 to 3293 code for a protein of 926 amino acids. The record is from RefSeq and is a predicted model, not a curated record.